AUGAUGAACCCCAACGACAAAAAAGUGGACCAGUCCACUGCGGAGAAAGAUGUUACACAUGUUGCACUCGGCGAGGCUCACGAUAUCGGAGCGAAUCUGUAUCUGGAGGCGGAGCAGCUGACUGCCGAGGAACUGGAGACUGAGGGCGCCGAGGUGCUAAGGAUUAUCGACUGGAGGAUUAUGCCGAUGCUCUAUCUGACCUAUGUUAUUCAAUUCCUCGACAAACUAUCGCUUAAUUAUGCAUCGGCAUACUCCUUGAUCCCAGACCUCGGUCUUGAAGGCCAACGAUAUUCAUGGGUUGCGGCUAUUUUCAACUUCGGUUAUCUCUUCUGGGCCCUCCCAGCCAACCUCCUAAUCCAGCGGUUGCCAAUCGCAAAAUACAUGGGCGGUAUGCUUCUGAUCUGGAGUGUACUCAUUGUUGCACACGUUGGAGCGAAGAACUACGGAGGGAUCCUGGUAUUGAGAUUCCUCCUGGGCAUGGCAGAGGCCGGAGUCAGUCCAUGCAUGAUGAACCUUACAUCAAUGUUUUACAAGCGCUCCGAACAACCGUUGCGCAUGGCUAUCUGGCUCAGCGCAAAUGGCAUGGCCACAAUGGUAGGAGCACUACUAGGAUUCGGCCUCGGCCAUUCACACAACACCGCGCUCCAUAGCUGGCAGUUGAUUUUCCUAACCAUCGGACUACUCAACUUCCUCUGCGGCUGUCUCUUCCUCUGGCUUAUGCCCGACUCACCCAGCUCUGCCCGCUUCCUAACCCACCGCCAGCGCGUGAUCGCCGUGCAGCGUGUCGCCGAGAACAUGAUCGGCGUGAAGACCCGAGACAUCAAACCACGCCAGGCUCUGGAGAUUCUCUACGAUUUCAGAGUCCUCUGCUGCGCGGGAGUCGGCAUCGCCUGCGGUGUGAUCAACGGCGGCUCAUCGAAUUUUGCAUCAGCCUUGAUCAAAGGCUUUGGCUUCAGCGGGAUCUACACUACACUCCUCCAACUACCUACAGGUGCGAUCGAAGCGGUGGUUGUUCCAAUCUGUGGAAUAAUCGCUACAUACGUUAAAGAUUCACGCUGCAUCGUUCUCGCAGUCGUCUGUCUGAUCCCCUUCGGUGGUCUUCUGGGUAUCCGCUUCACCAGCCUUGACCGUCCCUGGACUUUAGUCGGAUGCACCUGGCUGCAGUAUCUCAUUGGUGCACCUGUUAUUAUUUCGUGGAACCUGCUUGCCACCAAUGUCGCCGGCCACACUAAGCGGGCGGUCGCUAAUGGUCUCUGGUUCUCGCUCUAUGCGGCCGGUAAUGUCGCCGGUGCGAAUAUCUUCUUCGCUAACGAGUCCCCGCGCUAUUACUCGGGUCUUUUAGGUCUGCUCAUUUGCUAUGCGGGUAUAAUUGUUCUAGCAUGUGCGGCAUAUAUGUCGAUGAAAUGGGAGAAUAGAAGGAGAGAUGCUGCAAUGGUUGCGGCUGAUACUGAUGAGACACUAGAGGAUGCCACCUCCCAGGCUAUCUUGGAUGGAUUUAAGGACUUGACGGAUAUGGAGUCCAAGCAUUUUAGGUACGCGCUUUGA
Penicillium egyptiacum is the source of this 1545-nucleotide messenger RNA. Lineage: Eukaryota; Fungi; Ascomycota; Eurotiomycetes; Eurotiales; Aspergillaceae. The record is from the annotation of a GenBank genome assembly.